AUGGAGCCCAGUGAGGUGACAUCAGAACGCGAUCCUUUGUUGCCACACAAGCCUUGUGUCAUCUGGAUGGCCACACCACCAAGGAGUCUCGGCAAGAACAAGAGCGGCCACAUCCUGAACAGCGAUUCACGCAACAUGAGCUUCCACUGCUACCCGUACUGGCGCAACAGGGAGCCUGAACGCAGGGUUGAGGACACAAGCAAGUUUGUCGCCGACAUGCUUGGUGUCGGUCAAAUGACUGUGUUCAGGGUUAGGGAGGAAGUUAAAGCUCAGGAUUUUUCGGGUGGCAAACUGACGACGCCCUCGCGAAAGCGCCCACGCAAUGCGGAGAAGACAAGACGCAGCGCGAAGUUUAACAGCUUCACGUUGUGCGCGCUGAGGUCAAGUGUGUACGAUUUCUUUCGCCACAACGAGAUACAGACGGUCGAGAAGAUAACUGCCGAGUUCUCGGAGCGUAUGGAACACCCACCACUAAGGCGGUGUACUGUGCGUCGCCUUCUUGCCGAGAUCGGCUUCAAGCAUAAAAAGAGAAGCCGCAACUCGCUGCUUAUCGACCGGGAUGACAUCACCGAUUGGCGGAAUCGCUACCUCCGGGACAUGGCGCGUUACCGGGCGGAAGGCCGAAAGAUCUUCUACCUGGACGAGACAUGGAAGCGCGGACGCCUGUUUGCUCGAGCAAAUGGCCUGACGACGGGUCUAAAACGACCUUCUGGGAAGCGUCAGCGCCUGAUCGUGAGGCACAUCGGCAGCGAGGAUGGCUUCGUCGACGGCUGCUUGGAUGUAUUCCGAGGCCAAAAGACAGACGACUACCACCAGGAAAUGGACGGCAAUUACUUUGACGGCUGGUUCAAUGGCGUUCUGCAAAAGUUGCCAGCUGGUAGCGUCAUUGUUUUAGACAAUGCACCUUACCAUAGCCGGCGAGAAGAGAAAUUGCCGACGACGGCCUGGAAGAAGGAAGAGAUACAGGAGUGGCUCACAAGCAAGAACAUCACCUACGGUAAAAGGAUUAUAAAGAAGCAGCUGCUUGAGCUGGUGGCAUUUGUAAAGUCACGUUUUCUGAGCUACAUCGUAGACAACACAGCUGUAAGGGCCGGUUGCCUUGUACUCAGGCUCCCGCCGUACCACUGCGAAUUUAAUCCCAUUGAGCUUGUGUGGGCCAAGGUCAAAAAUGGCAUCGCUGCGGACAACAGAGACUUCAAGCUGUCCACGGUCGACGCCAUCUUGAGAGAUAAAAUCAAGCGAGUAACGGCGGAAAAAUCUGAUGUUCUUUAA
Rhipicephalus sanguineus (brown dog tick) is the source of this 1272-nucleotide messenger RNA. RefSeq lists its product as uncharacterized. Lineage: Eukaryota; Metazoa; Arthropoda; Arachnida; Ixodida; Ixodidae. Gene Ontology annotation, molecular function: nucleic acid binding. The transcript has 2 exons. The record is from RefSeq and is a predicted model, not a curated record. Bases 1 to 1272 code for a protein of 423 amino acids.